Messenger RNA from Mauremys mutica (yellowpond turtle), 1410 nucleotides. It is a transcript of the gene RHEBL1, whose product is annotated as RHEB like 1. The record is from RefSeq and is a predicted model, not a curated record. Gene Ontology annotation, molecular function: GDP binding; GTPase activity; GTP binding. Bases 148 to 702 code for a protein of 184 amino acids. Gene Ontology annotation, biological process: small GTPase-mediated signal transduction. Lineage: Eukaryota; Metazoa; Chordata; Testudines; Geoemydidae. The transcript has 8 exons. Gene Ontology annotation, cellular component: plasma membrane.
ACGUGGGAGGCCGGGUGUUGUGGUUGCGGUGCCGGCCCCGCCCGGGCGCGCUCUGAUCGCUCAGGUUGUCGGGCCCGCCCGCCCGCGUUGCUCUCCCCCGGUCCUGCCGCCCCCGGGCUCAGCGGCGCGGUGCUGUCCGCGCGGGCCAUGCCGCUGGUGCGCUACCGGAAGGUGGUGAUCCUGGGCUACCGCUCCGUGGGUAAAACUUCCCUGGCUCAUCAGUUCGUGGACGGGGAAUUCCUGGAGUGCUACGACCCUACAGUGGAAAGCACCUACAACAAAAUGCUGAUGGUGGGAAAGGAUGAAUUUCACCUCCAGCUAGUGGAUACUGCAGGGCAGGACGAGUACACCAUCCUGCCCCCCUCCUUCAGCAUCGGGAUCCAUGGAUACCUGCUGGUCUAUUCGGUCACCUCGCUCAGAAGCUUCCAGGUGGUUAAGACCCUUCACAACAGGCUGUACGAAAGCAGAGGGAAGACCCGGAUGCCGGUGGUGCUGGUCGGGAACAAGGCCGAUCUCUCCAUGGAGAGCCGGGAGGUGAAGACAGAUGAGGGCAAGAAGCUGGCGGAUUCCUGGGGGGCCGUGUUCCUGGAGUCCUCGGCCAAAGAGAACCAGAUGACCCGGGGAAUCUUCACCAGGAUCAUAGAGGAGAUCGACCGGGUGGACAACUCCUACUGCACCGAGCGCAGCUGCCUCCUGAUGUGAGCACUGUUGCCUGGAGCGUCCUCGUCGGAGGCGGUGCUGUGGGGCGGGGGACAGGCCUCCCCGCCUCUACCUAGACGUUUGCUUGCAGCCCCGGGAGCAGGGAAUCCAGGGCUAGACGCCACCAGAGCCGCCUGGCCUGGCGUUGUUACGGGUAACCCACAAACACACUGUACCUCACUGCCUGGCCCCGCGCUCCCCGGCGGGCAGGGCCUGUGUCUGCACAUUCCCGGCUUGGAAGCCGUCCGCGUGCAUCUGGCACACUGCGUUUAUGGAAGGGGCUCUUCUUGCCAAAUGUAUUCAUGUUUUUUGGGGGGGCGGGCUUUGGAUAUUUAUAGUCGAUGUCUAAGCCUGCACGCACACGUUUACAGCGGUCUCUGCCCCGGCCCCCAGCAUGGGCCCAGUUCCCCGGCUGCGCCACCGGGGCAGAACGGGACUUCCUUUUUUUUUUUUCCUAAUGCUGCUGGAACCGGAAUCAGUUUUCCAGUCCUUCCAAGACCCAGUCUGGUCUCAAUUCGGCUGUGCCAGCGGCAGCUGAACCCUGAUCCGGCCAGGGUUCCGCCCACCCGCCUGCCUCGCCAUCUGUUGCCUUAGUUCUCCAUAAAACCAAGAAACUGUUGUGAAUUUCAGGCCACAAAGGGGAUUUGAAUGUGGAUUCUUUUCCGAUGUUGGAGUCUCUUCCCCAAGCCCUGUUGAAAGGGCAGCACUCAU